Molecule: messenger RNA, 4404 nt
Organism: Hemicordylus capensis (graceful crag lizard)
Lineage: Eukaryota; Metazoa; Chordata; Lepidosauria; Squamata; Cordylidae
Gene: SLC7A6
Product: solute carrier family 7 member 6
Exons: 12
Coding region: 392-1933 (513 amino acids)
Biological process (GO): amino acid transmembrane transport
Cellular component (GO): membrane
Molecular function (GO): L-amino acid transmembrane transporter activity
Source: RefSeq, a predicted model, not a curated record
GGGGCGGAUGUCCGAUGAAAGGCGGCAUAAAAACCUUGAGGAAACCCAUUCGCGACAAAGGGCUGAGCUCCGGCGGGGCGCGCGACCGGACCUCCGCCAGCCCGGCUUCGCAGAGGUGCCCCUGGUGCUCCUGCCUCAUGCAUCUCUGGUCAAGGCAAAGAUGUGGAUGUGACUUCAUAUCUAAAACUACAGUGGACACAACAGCUAAAUUAUGUUCAGUAUGCUUUAUCUAAUCCAGUAUGGUCUACCCUGACUGGCAGCAGCCUUUCAGAAUCUCAGGCAAAGAUCUUUCCCAACCUACAGCUGGAAACGUCAAAAAAUUGAGUCUGGGACCUUCUGGAUACCGUGCAUUUUGGAACUGGGGCUGCAGUGGAGAAUUGCGGAGACGGGGAUGGAGGAGAGGGAGGGUUUUUCGCCUCUUGAUGAACUGGCUGAAUAUGAUCCCAUCAGGGAAACGGGCAGAAGGGGCAGCACUCAAACAGCGGAAGGAAGCCGAGGGGCCAUGCAGCUGAAAAAAGAAAUCUCUCUCGUUAAUGGGAUCUGCUUAAUCGUAGGGAACAUGAUUGGCUCGGGCAUCUUUGUGUCCCCCAAAGGGGUGCUUAACUACAGUACCUCCUAUGGAUUGUCGCUCGUGAUUUGGGCGAUUGGGGGGCUUUUUUCCGUGAUUGGAGCUCUCUGCUAUGCUGAACUCGGAACCACGAUCACCAAGUCGGGUGCCAGCUAUGCGUACAUCUUGGAGGCCUUUGGGAGCUUCAUUGCCUUUAUACGCCUGUGGACGUCACUGCUCAUCGUUGAGCCCACCAGCCAGGCCGUUAUUGCCAUAACUUUUGCCAACUACAUCGUACAGCCCAUCUUCCCUUCUUGCCAGCCUCCUUAUGUUGCUUGUCGUCUCAUCGCGGCUGCUUGUAUAUGUCUUCUAACGUUUAUAAAUUGUGCCUAUGUUAAAUGGGGAACAAGGGUGCAGGAUGUAUUCACCUAUGUCAAAGUUCUUGCCCUUAUUGUCAUCAUCGUAACGGGAAUUGUUAAACUAUGCCAGGGAUACUCGCAACACUUUCAGGAUUCUUUUGCGGGAUCGUCUUGGAACCUUGGGGGCAUUUCUCUUGCCCUCUACUCUGCCUUGUUUUCCUACUCAGGUUGGGACACCCUCAAUUUUGUAACCGAAGAAAUAAAAAACCCUGAAAGGAACCUGCCACUGGCAAUUGCAGUUUCUAUGCCGAUUGUAACAGUUAUCUACAUCUUGACCAAUAUUGCCUACUAUACAGUGUUGGAUAUGAAUGCUGUGCUUGCUAGUGAUGCAGUGGCAGUGACAUUUGCUGAGCAGGUGUUUGGUGUAUUCAGCUGGACAAUUCCGAUUGCUGUGGCCUUCUCUUGUUUUGGUGGACUUAAUGCAUCUAUUUUAGCAUCCUCAAGGCUGUUCUUUGUGGGAUCCCGGGAGGGUCACCUUCCUGACCUCUUGUCAAUGAUCCAUAUUGGGAGGUUCACACCCGUGCCUGCACUUCUCUUCAAUUGUUCGAUGAGCCUCAUAUACUUGACUGUAAAAGACGUCUUCCAGCUUAUUAACUACUUCAGCUUCAGCUAUUGGUUUUUUGUGGGGCUCUCAAUAGCCGGGCAGCUCUACCUCCGUUGCAAGGAACCCGAUCGACACCGGCCACUCAAGUUGAGCCUCUUUUUCCCAAUAGUCUUCUGCAUGUGCUCACUCUUUCUGGUGCUCGUACCACUCUACAGUGACACCAUUAAUUCCCUGAUUGGCAUUGGCAUUGGGCUUUCUGGGAUUCCCGUCUACUUCGUGGGAAUUUACUUGCCUGCUUCCAAAAGACCUCUCUUUGCCAGGAAGGUUUUAGGUGGUGUCACUCGAGCCACUCAGCUGCUUUGUUACUGUGUUCUGACCGAAAUGGAUACACUUGAAGAAGAACCACAGACCAAGUCUCAGUAAAGAAGCAAAACCGAGUUGGCUGGCUGCACGAGAGGCUGUGGGCCCAUUCAAAGCAUCACUGGACUCAGGAAUACUUCUUUAACUGGGAUUCUUGGCUGAUCAUACUGUGUCAUGAUCUAGCGUUUGGUUUGCGUUUGGCUUGGUUUAAAGGAGCAUUUCUUUCGCCGUGAAACGGAGUGUCUUGGUCAGAGAGCUCAGAAAUCAAAUUGAACAAGCAGGUGGCAGGAAACAGACUUUGCCAGUUCCAAGUUACUUGAGUUUAAAAGGCACCAACUGUCCUCUCAGCCUAUCGUUGAUUCACUCGUUUGUGUGAAGUAGAUUCUGGAAAUCUUUAUGGCUGGCUGGAUGUUCCUGACAAACUGUGGCAUCAAAGAGGUUGAAUCUGACAGAAGACUGCUGCUUUUUCGCUUCCAUUUAAAGGCAGAGCAUGUUGGAUAGCGACUCACAUAUUGCUCACACAUCAUUCACAUGAAACAAGGUUUUUUCCCCCUUUUUAAAAGAAUUAAACAAGUGUAAUUUCGCAUUUCUAAGCUGAAGGAAAAGCUACCCAAUUUUGUUUUUUGGGGGGUUGCAAAUUGGAACUUCCAAAUGAUCAUAGUCAAAUAGUAGCAUCUUAAAGCAAACGUUGAUCUUAUCCGGACCGAGAUUGGCUGACCGGUUUGGCAUUUCCCCCAACGCUAUUUAUUUAUUUUAUAUUUGAGAUCUUUAGUGCUUCAGAGACCUUUCAUAUCCCACAAGGACUUGGUCGGGCAGAACCCUUCUGCAGCACCAUGCAAAAUGGAAUUAGCCGGAUUGCUAUGUAGGAGCAGGGAGUGAAGAGAGCUUCUUCAAGUACCUGAUUCCCGUUCCGAGAUUAUGUGCUGUGUUCACUGAGGAGAUUUCCAGAGCUUUUGCUUCCCUGAGAUACACUGUGCGGGGCGGGGGGGGGGGAGGAGUAUUUGAACUUCUUUGGCUGUUGAGAAACCGGAGGUGAAGGGACCUUAGCUUCUAUGCAUAUUAUUGACUGUUUUAAACACUCGUUUUGUCUGGCUCAGUUUUCCAUUGUGGGUUUGCCUGUCUCCCCCACACAGGAAGCACAGACCCAAAUUCUGACAGCAACCUUGCAUUGCUAUGGAGGCCAUGGAGCCUUCUCAGCACCCUGCCAGCGUUUGACUUGUCAGCAGCCACUGGAGGGUUUGUCUUCUCCUUGCCUCCCUCGGUUUAUGGUGGUGGCAGCUAGUAUGUGCAGCAUCACUGAAGCAAUGGGGCCAGACGCACUAGCAGUGGCACUUUCACCGAUUCCAAGCCUGUCUAGGGAAGUAAAUAUGCCUCAAGGAAGGUGCUCUGCAUAGAUUGUGGGAGGUCCCCUCCACUGUUCCCUCUAACAGGGAUUUCCAGAUGUUGUUGACUACAACUCCCAGCAUCCCCAGCCUCAGUGGCCUUUGGCUGGGGAUUAUGGGAGUUGUAGUCAACAACAUCUGUCCCGCACCCCACCACGCUCCUCAUGCAACCUGUCGGAUGCUUCCUAGUGUUAAAUAAUUAUUAAAAGCAAAUGUUUCUGCUGAGGCACUGGCCAAAGGGUUUAGAAUAGAGGAACUCUCUUUUUCCAUGGACAGUUCUAGUCACUUUUACAUGAGCAACUGAACCUAGCCUGCGGGUGAAUACUUUAUUAUUCAAAAUUAAAGAUCUCCCAAACUUGAAAUGACUGUCUACAUGUUAGUUUAAAUGUGGUAGUGCAUUGCCCUAGAAAUGAACUGAAGAGUACAUACUUGAAGAAAAAAUAUUCAGAUAUAUACAUCUGAAUAAAUGUCCCAUUUGGGACUCAAAAGAUUUAAAGCUACAUAAAUAAGGCCUGUGUGAUGGCAAAAUUGGGGACUUGGCUAACACAAAGGUUUUUAUUACUUCGGUGGUUUAAAAUGGGCUAUCUCAUCCAUUUGUCUAGACAGUAGUGUAAUGGCCUUAAAAAAAAAAACACUGUAGAAAACCUGUCUUUAUUUUGUAUUUCUGUAUCCCAAAUUAUUUUAUUGAUCUUUAGAUAAAACUAAUGAUUUAAAAUGACUUCUUCCAAUCUAUAUAUUGAAAUGAAAAAUCAGACUUUUUAUUCCACUAACAAUUCUCUUUGAUGUGUGCCACAACAAUCCUCAGUUUAGAACCUUUAGGUUCUGAUCUGAUGUAAACCAGCAAUUCUUAUUUCAAGUAUAGUAAAAUGGUGAUGACUUGGGAAAUUACAUUUAACCAUAAUGUAACCUACCCACCCCCAAAUCUCCCUUCAUUGUGUAAUAGUGGCAAUCAUGUUUGUGAACUUUCAUCUGGAUUAUUAUUGCACUCUAGUAAACUAACUUUGUUUAUAAAGGACUACUUUGUAUAGCAGUUGAUCCAUCCAACUGGUUGUAACAACAAUGCAAUCUUUUAUACAACUUUGGUGUGUGUAGGAACUCUGCAGGGGAAGAAAAGGAAACAUCCACUGUGUGGGAAUAAAAUAUUUACAUGUU